AUGUGGCUGCUUGAAGUAGGUAUAGAUAAACGCUACAUCUGUAUUCUUACAUACUCCAAAGGUGAACCUCAUGAAAGAAGGUUCAUCCCCAAUUAUAAGUGUGAUGCCAAGGACUGGGCAGUAUCUGUUAUUGCAGGACCUACCUCUCACAUCUGUUCCUUCAUGGCAAACGUUCUGAAUGUCUACAAGAUGCCCCAGACACUGCCCCUUUCUGUGUGCAAUGACAAUUGCUAUUCAGGUUACAGCAAGUUUAAAAUAGAAGGUAAACCAUUUUGCUGCUAUGAUUGCCUUCCAUGUGCAAAAGGGAAGAUUUCAAACAAGAUGGAUGCAAAUGACUGUUUCCAAUGUUUAGUCAAUCAAUACCCAAACAAAGCUCAAAAUAUCUGCAUUCCAAAAUGGAUCAUAUUUUUGUCUUACAAAGAACCCUUGGGAAUCACCUUGACAAGUGUUGCUUUCUUCUUUUCUCUCAUCUCAUCUGUGGUGCUGGGGAUCUUCACUAAAUACCAGGACACUCCCAUCAUCAAAGCCAACAACAGGAACCUCACUUAUAUUCUUGUCAUUGCUCUCCUGCUCUCUUUCCUUUGCACUUUGCUUUUCAUUGGGCAACCUGACCAAAUGAAAUGUCUCAUGAGACAAACUACUUUUAGCAUCAUCUUCUCUGUAGCUCUUUCUUGUAUAUUGGGGAAAACAACCAUAGUCGUUCUGGCUUUCAUGGCCACCAAGCCAGGCUCCAAAAUGAGGAAAUGGGUGGGGAAAAGGCUGGCUAUCUGUAUUGUCCUUUCUUGCUCCCUGGUACAAACCACAAUUUGUGUUGUGUGGCUUACAAUUUCUCCCCCAUUCCCAGAUUCUGACAUGUACUCCAUGGCUGAAGAAAUUAUCCUGCAGUGUAAUGAAGGUUCAAACACUAUGUUUUAUAUUGCCCUUAGUUUUUUGGGGUUCUUGACUGCUAUCAGUUUCACAGUGGCUUUCCUAGCUAGGAAGUUACCAGACAGCUUUAACGAAGCCAAAUUUAUUACCUUCAGCAUGUUGGUCUUUUGUUCUGUCUGGAUAUCAUUUGUUCCUGCCUAUGUGAGCACCAAGGGGAAAUACACAGUAGUUGUGGAGAUCUUCUCCAUUUUGGCUUCUGCAGCUGGUUUAUUGUGGUGCAUCUUUUUCCCCAAAUGCUACAUUAUUGUUCUGCGGCCUGAUUUGAACAAAAGGGAGCAGCUGAUAAAGAGAUAA
Messenger RNA from Candoia aspera, 1221 nucleotides. RefSeq names its product vomeronasal type-2 receptor 26-like. Gene Ontology annotation, cellular component: plasma membrane. The transcript has 4 exons. Gene Ontology annotation, molecular function: G protein-coupled receptor activity. The record is from RefSeq and is a predicted model, not a curated record. Bases 1 to 1221 code for a protein of 406 amino acids. Lineage: Eukaryota; Metazoa; Chordata; Lepidosauria; Squamata; Candoiidae. Gene Ontology annotation, biological process: G protein-coupled receptor signaling pathway.